AACCCAAACCCAGCCAGACAGUCUCAUCUGUUGGCUGUUGUACAGCUCCCAGAAAAUCGUGGACCUCUCGAUCACUCCCGUGUUGUGUUUCUCGUGGAAGAUUCCUGUUUCGACACGGACCUAACAGUGUGUCAUAUACUUUCCCCUUCGUGCGGAUCAACCCUACUUUAAAUCGAUCAAAUUCGGCGGUUUGAAGAAGAAAAAUAAGGUGGAUCGAAAGCAGCGACACCUAGUGGUUUUAUAUUCAGAGAAGAUUCAUCAAGGCUAUAAAGCAUAUGACGAAAUCUCCCGCUCUUUUUCUACGGAUCUAAAACGGAUCACGUGUAAUUCGAUCAACAUUAAUCUGAAAUUUGUUUCGUUCUUUGAAGGUCAUCAUAGUCAAUUCUGUGAUUGUUUAUGAGAGCAGGAAUCGGAGUGUGUAAAUUCCAAAUUUGCAAGCAAUCCUUCCCAUUGACAUAUUACUGAAUCUAAUAGUGUUUGGUUGGAUAUUUUUGCUCUGCAAUCAGCGGCUAUUCUGGGUAUUGGUAACCUGAAAUGAACUCUACGAUACUGACUGAGCGGAAUCAAGUAACGGAAAAAGCCAUUUAUUACCCACGUUUCUGAUAACAUAGCUAUUUCUGAGGGGCAAGCAUGACAUUUCAUAGCGCAUGACGCCUCAUUCUACAAGGAAGUAAUCUCAGCCUUUAGUGCUGACGUCAUAUGAUCGUGUUGUCUGUGCCGCCCAUUCGCAAACACGAAGGUCACUACCCAUAACGAGUGUAAAAUCUUCGACGCCUCGUGCGUUGGGUGCGGGAAUGCCCCGGGCCUCCCGCGGGGCCCCAUGCCGUCGCCGCCACCGCUGCCCAGCUGCAACAAGGGCGUGCCUACGGAAGCUCCUCCCCCUCCUCACCGCGAAGCCCCGCCCCAUCGCGCAGCCAGCGAGGAAGGCAAGCGAACCAUGGGACUAGACAGCGGCGGGCCACACCCCGGCUCUGUGUCGCCCAACUCGGGCACAGGCUCCCACGGACAGGAGGCCACGCCUUGCUCACGGAAGCGAGAUACCAUGGGCGUUCAGCUUGGCUAGGCAGUCUGGGCAUCGCCAUAUCGCUCUUCAUCGCUCCUGUGGUGACAAUCAUCUGUCGACGCAAAUCCCCUCGCCUCUACGGCGUGAUUGGCGGCUUGAUCUGCGCUCUCGGCUGCCUCUUCCUCGCCUUCUCCACCCAGCCAGAGCAGCUCUUCAUCUCCCACUGCCUCGUCAUGUCUAUCGGCAGUGGCGUCACGGUUGUCACGGCCAACAUCAUGGUGGGGCGGUACUUCCGGCAGCGCCGAGAGAUGGCGGAGAUGAUUCUGGUGGCUGGGAGUGGCGCUGGGGCGGCUGUCAUGGCCACGCUCUUCCAGGAGCUCAUAUCGGCACUUGAGUGGAUGCACGGGCUUCAAUGCGUGGCUGGACUCCUAGUGGUCACUAUCAUAGCCGGAGCCAUGUACCGGUCAGCGAGCUUGUACCACCCGAGGAGGAAGGUCAUUCUACACCUGAAGAGCCAGAAGAAGAAUCGCCGUGACAGAGAGGCGGAGAAACCACCAUACCUAGACUUCAGCGCACUAAAGAUGCGCUCGUUGAGGGCGUUGAUCCUCAUUUCAGCGGUCAUAGGAUUUGGCAUCCACGUACCUUUCAUUUUGCUGGUUCGAACUGCUGAGCAGAACUAUGAAGAGCCGUCUCGCCUUUUCCUCCUGAACGUGUACCUGGGUCUGGGCUUUGUCCUGGGUUGUGUGGGUCUCGGCUACAUCACCAUCAGAAACAGCAACGAAUGCCACAUCUCUAGACGACAUUUGUGUCAGACGUCGGCCAUCUUGUGUGGCUUGUUCACGCUGCUGCUUGUCAUGGCCAAUGACGAGAGUUCCCACACCCUCUACGCCUGGGCCUAUGGCAUCUGCUGUGGCAGUUAUUACUACAGCCUCAAGACGUACUUGUAUGAGCUUGUCAAGACGAGACUGAUGGAGAGAGGCUGGAGCUUCCUGUGUGCUGCCAACAGCUUCCCUGUCCUGUUUGGGGCACCGGCCGCAUCUUACCUGAACAUGGCCUAUGAGUCUACGGUGGCAGGAUACAUAUUUGCCGGAGUGGCCAUGGUGUUUGGUGGACUUCUCUUCUACGCCAUGCCAUUCUGCGAGCGCCACCCCUCCAAUCACGACGUGCUACAGAAGCACAGCAGUGGCCAGUACCCAGCACAUCUCACAGAGGCCGCUGCUCUGCUAGACAUGGAUCUCAGUGAGGGCUGCAUGAGUGGUGGCAAGCUGCACCACCACCACCACCAUCAUCACCACCACCAGCAGUGCCAGCCUAGCAACGGUCUGGCACCAGUCCGGCACAGCAGCAGCAGUUCCACCAGCAAGGGGGACGGGGCUGGUGGGGUUCGAGUUCAGCUGCAGUGCCUUGUGCAGCACAAAGACAGGGGGGACAAGCCAGCCAAACAGGCUCUGCUGACGAAGAUUGCAGAGGAGAAAGACGGGGGAGUGAAAAACUGCUCUUGUGAGAGCGCUGCGAAGAAAGGUGGGUCCUGUAUGGGGAAUACCGGGCAUGUUCAGGUGAAUGUGACCAAGGCAGAGUACUCUGAGUCUGUCACCGACUGCCCGUCCGACAGCACUUUCUCCAAUCACACAGACCGCUCCAGUGGUAAAGACAGUGGUGCCGGAGGACUCAGCAAAAUUGACGGGAAAAAGAGCAAGAAGAACGACGUGAGAAUUGAUCUCUUUGACCCUCCGAGUCAGGAGAAAGAAUCCACCGCUACAGUGUCUUAUGAUUCAGACUUGUACAUAAAUCUAUGUGAAGCUCAGGUGUGAGGAGUAAGAGGAGAAGGAAGAGGAGGAGGGAGCAGUUACAUAUGUGACAUUUGAUCAGUGCUGGCGAGAACACUCACGACUGUUGUCCCCAUUGAUGAUGGCUGGCUGUGUCAAGUGAUUAAGUGUUUCUGCUUUUAUGAAGUGUGAGAAAGUCAUUGUUGCUUUGAUUUAUCAUCCAUCAUUGUACCUGUGAUCUUCUUCUUUCUGAGUUAAAGUGCUUAAAUAUGGAUGAAAACUUGAUCUAAAAAAUUUCAUUGUGAUUGCAGUUGUGAAAUAUCUUCAGUUUUUCACAUGUGAGCGAAAUUGUUUUCUUUCAACUGAAAAUGCUUGAGACAAAUGAUCUUUCCACUUCUUCAGUUUGAGAAGACGCUGGAGAGAGAAAUUAACUGCUCAAAAUAAUAUACUCCUCAGAGAACGCCUGCUUACUACUCUUAUCAGAGAAAUGGUCUGUUUGCUACAUCCGGGAGAGGAGGAAUCGUCAGUGUGUGAUCACUCUUGGGAGAGAUCAAAUUAUACUUGUGGAACUCCUGAGGGGGCUUCAUCUCUGUGAAAAACUCUUACGAGAAAUGAAAUGCUUGUUACGAAAAUAUUGCGGCUCAGAGAGAUAACAUAAAACUUCACAUUGAUGUUCAUUCAGUGUCCGGUGUUUUGAAAUAUUUAAAUGAACUGUCUGAAAAUGACUUUUGCCUUUUCACAUGGGAUAAUGCUGUGUGAUGUCAGUGUCUGCUCUGUGUUUGACUCUGAACUCGUAAGGAAUGAAGUUAAGAAACGGAAGCCAAUCUGCGUGAUCCUGCUCUUGGGGAGAAAAAUUAUUUACUAUUAUCUUGUUCAGACCACACGGGUGCCACUUUUCUGGAAAGUUCUGAAAUUCCAGGAAUAUAGAAUGUUCUCGACUUUCUAAUUUUUUUGGGGUUUUUUUGUUUAAUUGUUUGUGUAUGCGAGCCUUUCAUGUGCAUUGUUAAAUUCUCUUCAGGCUUACAAUUCAGUGAGGUCUGGAAAUCUUACUAUAACAAGGCAGUGGUAGGCUACCCACAGGAUCAUUGUCUUCGCCAGACUCGUUUUGCUAAUGUGUGAUAUAUAUUAUGCUUCAAUUUUGUAAAUCUUUCUCUGAGAACUGAGAGAACAAAGCACUUUUGUAUGGAAUGCCAUAUGUUGAUCAUCAGAGAAUGUAGCCUACUAGCUUUUGUUCAAACUUCUGUGUGAAAUCUCUCGUAAUUCGCAGUCUUAAUUCUCAAUGUGUUGUUUUUGUAUCAUUUCCAUAAAUCGCUAAUUGCAAUGUUUCAGUGUAUGGAAAGAAUGUAAAUGCUGAAUGCUGUCAUCUGGCUCAUCAUUUUUCUGAAAUGCUGUGUAUGUUAUUUGUUGAACAUUGUUUGGCAUCAUGUUGCAAAAAGUGAUGAAUAUUUUGUCUUUGGUUAACACUUUGUUAAUAUGUCACCUGCAUAAUUAAUAUGAUUUUGUGCUGAUUUCUCUUCUAUUAAACGAGAGGCAUCGUGGUGAAAUCAGGCACUGUCAGAAUACUAAAAUUGAAAAAAUGGGCGUUCUUCUGCUAGUUUGGUAAUUUUAUCGAAUUUUCUAUUUUUGGCUCAACAUCUUUUGUUUAUUUUAAAACACGUUUCUGUGUGGAUUUUACGGAAAAAUGUUGAUUAAUGGGACAAAAACUGUAAAUUUUCAGUUUUCAAGGACUCUCAAGCUAUGGAAGUUACCUAACUUUGGUAGCUGUUUUCUAUCUAAUUUCCUCUGAACCCGGUGAGCCCUACCACCUUCAAUGGCUAAUGAUCAGGCUUUAAGAUGAUACCAAUAACUCCAUACGCCCAAAAAUUGACAAGCGCCUGAUUCCACCGCGCUGUGACACAUAAGAUCUGCUACAACUGAUGACAUUUCCACCUUGUUGAACUUCGAGGCUAAGCUACAUUUGGAUAAUUAUCUUUUUUGAAGAUUUUAGGAAAAGUGAGAAAGUCAUAUUACUGUACUCUGAAGAGCCUAGAUAUAUUUAGAAAGAGACUGCCAAAAUUCAGACGAAUGCACAUGUAAAACAAAAAAAAUAAAAUUUUGAAAAGUU
Aplysia californica (California sea hare) is the source of this 4873-nucleotide messenger RNA. Its product is annotated as monocarboxylate transporter 13. Gene Ontology annotation, molecular function: monocarboxylic acid transmembrane transporter activity. The record is from RefSeq and is a predicted model, not a curated record. Gene Ontology annotation, biological process: transmembrane transport. NCBI's taxonomy places the organism in Eukaryota, Metazoa, Mollusca, Gastropoda, Aplysiida, Aplysiidae.